AUGUCUUCGAACACGCUGGCCGCCUGCAUGUUUUGCUUCCUGGCUCUCUCUUCAGCCUGCUACAUUCAGAACUGCCCCAUUGGCGGGAAGCGUUCCACCCUGGAUGUGGAAGUCAGGAAGUGCAUUUCCUGCGGGCCUAGAAACAGAGGCCACUGCUUUGGACCCAACAUCUGCUGUGGAGAAGAGCUGGGCUGCUACUUUGGCACUGCAGAGACGCUGAGAUGCCAGGAAGAAACCUUCCUCCCGACCCCUUGUGAGUCUGGAAAGAAGCCAUGUGGAAGCAACGGGGGAACCUGUGCCUCAUCGGGCAUCUGCUGCAACCACGAGGGCUGCGUGUUGGACUCGAUGUGUGCUCAAGAAUAA
Eublepharis macularius is the source of this 363-nucleotide messenger RNA. Its product is annotated as neurophysin 1-like. Gene Ontology annotation, molecular function: neurohypophyseal hormone activity. Gene Ontology annotation, cellular component: extracellular region; secretory granule. Lineage: Eukaryota; Metazoa; Chordata; Lepidosauria; Squamata; Eublepharidae. The coding region runs from base 1 to 363 and encodes 120 amino acids. The transcript is spliced from 3 exons. The record is from RefSeq and is a predicted model, not a curated record.